Molecule: messenger RNA, 1540 nt
Organism: Morone saxatilis (striped sea-bass)
Lineage: Eukaryota; Metazoa; Chordata; Actinopteri; Moronidae
Product: synaptogyrin-3-like
Exons: 4
Coding region: 88-801 (237 amino acids)
Cellular component (GO): neuromuscular junction; synaptic vesicle membrane
Source: RefSeq, a predicted model, not a curated record
UGGAGGAGGACGCCGCCGCUCCGCGCAGCUCUCCGACCGUCUCCUCUCGUUCUCCCAGCGGGCGUCGGUCAGCAGAAAGCCGGAGGGAUGGAGCCAGCGGGCGCGUACGGCGCCGGGAAGGCCGGGAGCGUCGCCUUCGAUCCGGUCGCCUUCUUCACGCAUCCCCGGACCAUCCUCAGACUGAUGUCGUGGGUUUUCUCCAUGGUGGUGUUCAGCUGCAUCGUGAACGAGGGCUACAUCAACAUCGGCAGCGAGCGUUUGCUCUGCGUCUUCAACAACAAUGCAGACGCCUGUAACUACGGUGUUACUGUGGGAGUGGCGUGUUUCCUCGGCAGCAUCUUUUUCCUCAUCCUGGAUGUUUAUUUUCCCUCCAUCAGCAGUGUCAAGGACAGAAGACGCGCUGUCCUGCUGGACCUUGUCUUCUCUGGUCUUGCCAGCUUCCUGUGGUUUGUUGGCUUCUGUUUUCUGGCCAAUCAGUGGCAGGCUACCUCUCCAGACGAGCUGCCAUUGGCCCAGGGCUCAGACGCUGCCCGAGCCACCAUCGCUUUCUGCUUCUUCUCCAUCCUUACCUGGGCUGUACUGACCCUGAGUGCACUGCGGCGCUUCUUAACUGGCAGCAACACAAACUUGUUCACAUGGCAACACCUGGAUCAAGCUCCCAGCAACGCUCGAGCUACACCGUACCCCAUCGCCAAUGGAGCUACCAUAGUGACCACCAACCCCUAUCAAGCCCCGCCCUUUACUGAAACCCUGGACCCCCAGAAACUCACACAGCAGAGACCCAUGGCUCCUGCCUUUUAGAGAUAGACACAGACAGACAGACAGAAAGAGGUGUGAGUUGAACGCCUACGACGCAGGCAUGGACAACUUCCUGCCUUGCUGAUUAGCGGCUUUCCAUCCUCUCCUGGGAUUGGCGGGAUUUUGGGUCAUGUGAUGUACGAUCUGUUUUCACCAUGGCAACUGCUGGCUCAGCUUAGUUAGUUGUAACUCUCUUUGUCAAGAAUACUGUCUUCUGCUCAUGUACACAGAUAUCGACGCACGCAAACACAGCUGUACUCUCUCACACCUGGAAACAGAUACACAUGUACACCUGGAAACACGUGUAUAUACACCUGGAAGUUCACACACACACAUACACACCUUGACUGCAUGUUCAUAUGGUGAGGUGCAGAUUAACAUAGAUGUAGAUCAGUAAUGAUGCUCCAUCUGCCUUAUAAAGGGACACAAGGUCUUUAGUUAAGAAAAUAUGGAGGACAGUGAUGCUGUGUAGCUCUGUUGAUCUUCUCCUGUUUGCCCUCAGUCAGUCUGACCAAUCACAAGCUGCCUUGCAGACCUGUGGCCUCUCAUUGGCUGAAAUUGAGACAGACGGGCAGCUUGACCAAUAGAUUGUGAGGAACCGAGUGAGGAUGGCAGAACCUGUAGAAAUUGGUACAUUUUCUUGGCAAGGAAAUAAAGGCAGGAUAGCUUAAUGCAUUCUGAAUGCUAUAGUGUUUCAGUGUGAAAUAUUCAUGUGAUUAAAUAUUUUAUUGUGAUAUGCUGA